Pteropus alecto (black flying fox) is the source of this 11590-nucleotide messenger RNA. It is a transcript of the gene VCAN, whose product is annotated as versican. The record is from RefSeq and is a predicted model, not a curated record. Gene Ontology annotation, biological process: cell adhesion. The transcript has 16 exons. NCBI's taxonomy places the organism in Eukaryota, Metazoa, Chordata, Mammalia, Chiroptera, Pteropodidae. Gene Ontology annotation, molecular function: hyaluronic acid binding; calcium ion binding. Bases 138 to 10211 code for a protein of 3357 amino acids.
CUUGUGAGUGGUGAGAAGAGGGAUGAGAGUCAAGACCAUCACUAAGGAUUUAUGUAAGAAUUCAAAAUGAAGAGAGAAUCCAGAAAUAGAGUGAAAUGGAUGUGAAAAUUCAGUGGAAAAGAAGGAUUAUCUAAUAAAUGGAUAAUGGACAACGGAUUGGUCCAGUCAAAGACAAGAUGUUGAUUAACAUAAAGAGCAUCUUAUGGAUGUGCUCUACCUUAAUAGUAACCCAUGCACUACAUAAAGUCAAAGUGGGAAAAAACCCAUCUGUUAAGGGAUCCCUUUCUGGAAAAGUCAACCUUCCUUGUCAGUUUUCAACCAUGCCUACCUUACCACCCAGUUAUAAUACCACCAGCGAAUUUCUCCGAAUCAAGUGGUCUAAGAUUGAAUUGGACAAGAAUGGAAAAGAUUUAAAGGAGACUACUGUUCUCGUGGCCCAAAAUGGGAAUAUUAAGAUUGGUCAGGGCUACAAAGGGAGAGUGUCCGUGCCUACACAUCCUGAGGACGUGGGUGAUGCGUCACUCACCAUGGUCAAAUUGUUGGCAAGUGACGCGGGCCUCUACCGCUGCGACGUCAUGUACGGGAUUGAAGACACGCAGAGCACGGUGUCACUGACCGUGGACGGUGUUGUGUUUCACUACAGGGCAUCGACCAGCAGGUACACUCUGAAUUUUGAGACUGCACAGAAGGCUUGUUUGGAUAUUGGGGCAGUCAUAGCAAGCCCAGAGCAGCUCAAUGCCGCCUAUGAAGAUGGAUUUGAGCAGUGUGAUGCAGGCUGGCUGUCUGAUCAGACCGUUAGAUAUCCCAUCCGGACUCCUCGAGAAGGCUGUUAUGGAGAUAUGAUGGGGAAGGAAGGAGUCAGGACCUACGGAUUCCGUUCUCCUCAUGAAACUUAUGACGUAUAUUGUUAUGUGGGCCAUCUGGAUGGUGAUGUGUUCCACAUCACUGAUCCCAAUAAAUUCACCUAUAAGGAGGCUGAAGAAGAGUGUGAAAACCAGGAUGCUCGGCUGGCGACAGUUGGGGAACUCCAGGCGGCUUGGAGGAACGGCCUUGACCAGUGCGAUUACGGGUGGCUGAUGGACGCCAGCGUUCGCCACCCUGUGACUGUGGCCAGGGCCCAGUGUGGAGGUGGUUUACUUGGGGUGAGAACCCUGUAUCGUUUUGAGAACCAGACAGGCUUCCCUCCCCCUGAUAGCAGAUUUGAUGCCUACUGCUUUAAACCUAAACAGAAUAUAUCAGAGGCUACAACCAUCGAGCCGAAUAUCCUUGCAGAAACUGCAUCAGACAGUUUAUCCAAAGAACUGCAAAUGGUACCUGACAGAACUACACCAAUCAUCCCUGUAAUCACUGACUUACCUGUUAUUACAACAAAGUUCCCUUCUGUGAGAAAUAUAAUCAAUUUUGAACAGAAAUCCACAGUUCAGUCUCAAGCUGUCACACACAGAUUAGCCACUGAAUCACCCACACUUGCUAGGAGUACCAAGAAGCCUUGGGCUAUGGACUAUUACUCACCUUCUGUUUCAGGACAACUUGGAAAGCCAGAUAUAUCUGAAAUUCAGGAGGAAGUGCCCCAAAGUACAGCUGUCAUCUCCCAUCAUACUACUGAUUCACAGGGUGGCGUCAUGGAAGAUACACAAACACAAGAAUCAAUUAUGCAAAUUGAACAAAUAGAAGUAGGUCCCUUGGUAACAUCUAUGGAAAUCUCAAAGCAUAGUCCUUCUAAGGAAUUCUCUGUAACUGAAACACCAUUUGUAUCUACAACAAUGACCCUGGAAUCUAAAACUGAAAAGAAGACAGUAAGCACAAUUUCUGAAUUGGUGACUACAACCCGCUAUGAAUUCACCAUGGGAGAAGAUGAUAGUGAAGACAGAACACUUACAGUUAGAUCUGGUCAGAGCACCUUGGUCUUUAGCCAAAUACCUGAAAUCAUUACAGUGUCAAAGACUUCAGAAGACACUACCCAUACUCAACUAGAUGAUGUAGAAUCAGUCUCAGUAUCGACAACUGUCUCACCUGUAACUGUGCCUGACAAUGACGGAUCAUCCAUGGACAGCUCGGAAGAAAAACAAACUAAUGGUAGGAAAACUGAAGAUUUUUUUGGCCAAUAUGUAUCCACCACAUCUUUCCCAUCACAGCAUCAUACGGAAGUAGAGUCGUUUCCUUAUUCUGGUGAUGAAAGAUUAGUCAAGGGAAUAUCCACAAUGAUUUAUCCCUCCUCACAAACGGAAAGGACACAAGGAAGAGAAAGAACAGAAACACUAAGACCAGAGAUGAGAACAGAUACUUAUACUAAUAAUGAAAUACGGGAAAAGAUCACAAAAGAUCCAUUUACAGAAAAAAUCGAGGAAGAAGUCUUCUCUGGAAUGAAGUUCUCUACAGCUUCCUCAGAGCAAAUUCAUCUUACCGAAUCUUCAGUGGAGAUAACCAAAUCUUUUGAAUCCCCAGCAGUGACAACAACAAAACUAAGCAUGGUGCCAACAAAGGCAAGAGAUGUGGAGGACGACUUUACAACUCCAGUUGGAUUAGAAAGAGAUGGCUAUCAAGAUAUCACAAAGGAUGAUGAGGAUAUUACAACCGUGCAUUUCACCCAUAGCACUUUAAAUGUGGAGGUAGUCACUGUAUCAAAAUGGCCAUGGGAUGAAGAUAAUACAACUGCAAAGCCAUUCACGUCCACAGAACAUUCAGGCUCUCCAAAACUGCCCACUGCCUUACUCACCACUGUAGGAGUGAGUAGAAAGGAUAAAGAAAUACCAAGUUUCACUGAAGAUGAAGGAGAUGAAUUUAGUCUUAUCCCAGAUAGUACUCAAAAGCCAUUAGAGAAGUUUACUGAGGAAGACACAACAGACCAUGAGAAAUUCACAAUUAGAUUUCAGCCAACUACAUCAAUUGGCAUUGCAGAAAAGUCAACUUUGAGAGAUUCUACAACUGAAGAAAGAGUUCUACCUAUCACAAGCACAACAGGUCAAGUCAUUCAUGCAACCAUAGAAGGAAGUGCUUUAGAUGAAGAAGAUAUGGAUGUCUCUAAGCCCGUAUCUACUGUCUCCCAAUUUACACACACUUCAGAUGUGGAAGGAUCUGCAUUUGUCAAUUAUAGUAGCACCCAAGAGCCUACUACUUAUGUAAACACUUUCCAUACCAUUUCUCUUUCUAUAAUUCCCAAGACAGAAUGGGGAGUGUCGGUAUCUUCCAUCCCAUCACAAGGUGAAGUUCUAAGUGAACCCUCUCAAGACAUACAUGUCAUUGGUCGGACUCACCUUGAAGCAACUAUUUCUCCUGAAACUGUAAGAACAACAAAAGAAAUUACACCGGGAAGAAUUACAACUCAAGAAGAAUUCCCUUGGGAAGAACAGACUCCAGAGAAACCAGUCCCUGCUCUCAGUUCUACAGCUGGCACAGCCAAGGAGGCAACACCACCUUUGGAUGAACAAGAAAGUGAUCGGUCGGCAUAUACUAUCUCAGAAGACCAAUUGGUGACAGAUUCUGAGAGAGUCCCAGUUUUAGGAACAACUCCAAAUGGAAAAAUUGAGCCCAGUAUGUUUUAUCCACCUGCUGUUGUCACUGAGCCCAAAGCAAAAACAGAUGAAGUGGUAACACUAACACCACGCACGGGGCCGAAAGUAUCUUUAAGUCCAGGGCCCACACAAAAAUAUGAAAGAGAAGGUACCAGUCCAAGGGAAGUUGACAGACUUCACACAAUUUCAUCAUUCAAGACAUCCUCAGCAUCCACUGAGAAACUGCCUUUCCUUGACAGGGAACCUGGUGAAGAAACAACCAGUGACAUGGUAAUCAUUGCAGAAUCAACAUCUCAUGUUCCUCCCACUACUGUUGAUAUUGUAGCCAAGGAAACAGAAACCGAUAUUGAUAGAGAGUAUUUCACAACUUCAAGUACUCCUUCUGCUACACAGCCAACAAGACCACCCACUGUGAAAGGCAAAGAGGCCUUCAGACCUCAGCCAUUUUCUACUCCAGAACCCCCGACGGGGACCAAAUCCUACUCUGACAUAAAUAUUUUUAUUAUUGAGGUCAGAGAAAACAAGACAGGUCGAAUGAGUGAUUUGAGUGUAAUUGGUCAUCCAAUAGAUUCAGAAUCUAAAGAAGAUGAACCUUGUAGUGAAGAAACAGAUCCAGAGGACCAUAUAAUUGCUGAAAUUUUACCUGAGUUAAUUGAGAUAGAUCUAUACCACAGUGAAGAAGAUGAAGAGGAAGAUGAAGACUGUGCAAAUGCUACUGAAGUAACGACCACCCCAUCAGUACAGUACAUAAAUGGGAAGCAUCUAGUCACCACUGUGCCCAAGGACCCAGAGGCGGCAGAAGCCAGGCGUGGCCAAUUUGAAAGUGUUGCACCUUCUCAGAAUUUUUCAGACAGCAGUGAAAGUGAUACUCAUCAUUUUAUAAUAGCUGAAACUGGAUCAUCUACUGCCGUGCAACCUAAUGAAUCUAAAGAAACAACUGAAUCGCUUGAAAUUACAUGGAAGCCUGAAACUUACCCUGAAACACCAGAACAUUUUUCAAGUGGGGAGUCUGAUGUUUUCCCCACAGUUUCAUUCCAUGAGCGAGAAGCCACAGAGGGACCAGAAUCGGUCACAGAGAAAGGUCCUGAACUUGAUAAUCUGGUGCAUGGACGUGCUGAACCUGAAUCUCUGUCUUCUGAAGAGUCUUCAGGAGAAAUUGCCACUGACCAAGAAUCUCCAGAAAUGAUCUUUUCAAGGGCUACAGAAGUAACAUUUGGUGAAGAGGCAGAAAAAAGUACUUCUUUCACCUAUACUCCAAGUACAGUUCCAAGUUCUGGGUCAGCAGAUGUUUCGGAGGAAGUAUCAAUUACCUUAACAGGAAAUCCCUGGCCUGCUGACCCAUUGUCCACUGCGGAAAGCUGGAUGGAAAUAGCCUCGAGACAAACUGUAGAGCUCUCAGGGAGCCCUUCAAUUCCAAUUCCUGAAGGGUCUGGGAAAGCAGAAGAAGAUAAAGAUAAAAUGUUCACCAUGGUAACUGAUUUAUCACAGAGAAAUACUACAGAUACACUGGUUACUUUAGACACUAGCAAGAUCAUGAUCACAGACAACCUUUUUGAUGUUCCCGCAACCACCAUUUACUCGGUUUCUGAACAACCUUCUUCAGAAGUAGUGCCUACCAAAUUUGUACGGGAAAUAGACACAUCUGAGUGGGUUUUCAGUACAUCUCUUGAGGGAAAGAAAAGGAAAUAUGAGGAGGAGGGAAUCACAGGUACAGCUUCUACAUUUCAGCUACAUUUGCCUACACAGACAUCGGAUAAAUUAAUUUUACCUCCUGAAUUAGAAAACUCAAAUCAAGCUACGUCUAGUGAUUCAGCAUCUGCUACCAGGAACAGUUUUAUGUCCUUGAUGACACCUACAAAGUCGGAAAGGGAAAUGACAAGUUCUACUCUUGUCUUUACAGAAACAAAUGUCUUUGACAAUUCGGGGCCACAGAACACUGAGCCCAACAGUAGCAGCCAGCCUGGGGUUCAAGAAGGGCUGUCCACUGUCUUAGGUACCUCCAUCUCUCUCUUUAUGGAGCAGGGCUCUGGAGAAUCUGCUGCUGACCCAGAAACCACCACUUUUUCUGUAUUUCCAUUAAAUUUAGAGCCUGAACCUCAAACCAAAAAGGAAGCAGCUGCCACUUGGUCUCCCCAUGUGGAAACUAUAUUCCCUUUUGAGCCAACAGGACUAGUUUUGAAUACUGUGAUGGACAGAGAGGUUACUGAAAUUAUAAACCAAACAUCCAAGGAAUAUCUGGCAUCAGAGGUUUUAAGGGAGCCAAAGAAUGAGGCAGAAAUAAAGGGCUUUUCUCCAGAGUUUCCUUUGGAGGAAGAUUUCAGUGGUGACUUUAAAGAAUACUCAACAAUAUCUCAUCCCAUUACAAAAGAAGAAGAAAGAGUAAUAAUGGAAGGCUCUGGGGAUGCAGCAUUUAAAGAUACCCAGAUUUUACCAUCUGCAAUACCUGCUUCAGAUCACAUCAGUUACACAGCUGACUUGGAAGGACCUGAAGGCACCUUAGCUAGCACUUCAGCCUUCCCUUGGGAAGAGUUCACAGCCUCAGCUGAGGGCUCAGGUGAGCAAUUGGUCUCAGUCAGAAGUUCUGUUGACCAAAUGUUUCCCAGUGCUGUGGGAAAUGUUCUUGGUACAGAGUCCCCGUUUAUUGACCAAGUAUUAGGAGAAGAAGGUACUAUCAAAGAAGAUGAUAAAGGAUCCACCAUUUUACCAAGAGCAGAAGCUGAAGGUACUGAAGCUCCAACAGAAAAGGGGGAAGUGAAGGUCGAUGGCACAGUUUCAGUGGACUUUCCCCAGACAACAGAACCAACCAAAUUAUGGUCCAUGCAAGAAAUCAACCCCGUAAGACAAGAAAUUGAAACUGAAGCAGCAUCAGAGGUAAAGCUUCAAGAUCAAAAGUCUUUUGACUCCCCGCAAAGCUCUGUUGCACCAGAACAAACAAUUUUUGAUUCACAAACAUUUACCGAAACUGGAUUCCGAAUCACAGAUUUUUCUCCACUAACGACAAAGAUAACUUACAGUACCGGUGAGGAAAUGGAGGAAGGCAUUUCCUUAGUUGACACGUCUCCUCCAGAUCUAGAUGCAAAGGGUUUGGAACCUUACACUACUCUCCCUGAAGUUACUAAAAAAUCUCAUUUUUUCUUAGCUACUGCCUCAGUGACUGAAUCUAUACUAGCUGAAAGUAUAGUUACAGAUUCAUCAAUCAAAGAGGAAGAAAUUGUAAAACCCUUCCCCAAAGUUAUGGGACCAAUAAUUAAAGAGUCUGAUACUAAUCUUUUAUUCUCUGGACUGGGAUCAGGAGAAGAAGUUUUGCCUUCUACAGUGUCAGUGAAUUUUACUGAAAUGGAACAAAUCGUUAGCACAUUAUAUCCCCGGACUUCUCAAGUGGAAAGAUUAGAAACCAGCAUCUUAAGUGAUACAACUGAAGACUAUGAGGGAAUGGGAAAUGUGGCAAAUGAAGUUAGACCACUCAUUUCCAAAACAGACAACAUCUCUGAAGAUAGUGAGACAGCAUCUAGCACAACAUUACUAGAAAUUUUAAGUGACACCAGGACAAAAGGACCCUCGAUGGUAUCUCUCACUUUCUCCACAGACAAUAAACAUCCUCAGAAUCAGACUCACAGUUGGGCAGAAGAAAUCCAGACUAGUAGACCCCCACCUAUGACUGAACAAAUCUCUAAUGAGAACUCUUCAGCAGCAGAAAUUAGAGCAACAAUAACCUCUUCCACUGAUUUUCUGCCUAGAGCUUAUGGUUUUGAAAUGGCCAAAGGAUCUGUUACAUCAGCACCAAAACUAUCUGACUUGUUUUAUGAACAUUCUGGAGAAGGAUCUGGGGAACUGGCUAUAGCUGAUUUAGUCCACACCUCUGGAACUACUCAGGCAACUGGGCAAGGAGGUACCACAUUUGUUUCUGAUAGAUCCCUGGAAAAACAUCCUGAGGAUCCAAGUGCUAAUGCCGUUACUGUCACUGGAUUCCCAACGGUUUCAGUGGUUCUGCCUCUUCAUUCAGAGCAGAAUGAAAGCUCCCUUGAUCCAACUAGCACACUGUCAAAUACAGUGUCGUAUAAGAGGUCCACAGAAGGUGCUGCGGAUAGUUUCCAGGACUCUUUCACGGGAUUCGAGGGUGCCACCUUAAAACCUGACAGAAGAAAAGCCACCGGAAAUGUUAUCAUAGAUCUGGACAAAGAGGACAAGGAUUUAAUAUUGACAAUUACAGAGAGUGCCAUCCUUGAAAUUCUACCUGAGCUGACAUCAGAUAAAAAUACUAUCAUAGAUAUUGAUCACACUAAACCCAUCUACGAAGACAUCCUUGGAAUGCAGACGGACAUAGAUCCAGAGAUACCAUCAGGACCACAAGGCAGUAAUGAAGAAAGUACUCAAGUUCAAGAGAAGUAUGAGGCAACUGUUAAUCUUUCCUUAACUGAGGAAAACUUUGAGGGCUCCGGUGACACUCUUCUGGCUAGCUACACUCAGGCAGCACACAACGAAUUGAUGACUUCUGAAGAUGGAAGCCAAGUCAACCACAUGAGCUUGAUUUUUACAACUGGGAUCCCCAUCCCAAGCACAGAAACAGAAUUAGAUAUUUUGCUUCCCACAGCAACAUCCCUGCCCAUUCCUAGUAAGUCUGCCACAGUUCAUCCAAACAUUGAAGAACGAAAAGUGGAAACAAAAGCCCUGGAAGACAUCUUGGAGUCGAGCACUUUGUCUGAUGGUCAAGCCAUUGCAGACCAAAGUGAAGUAAUAUCAACAUUGGGUCAUCUGGAAAGGACACAGGAAGAGUAUGAAGAAAAGAAAUAUGUAGGUCCUUCUUUUCAGCCAGAAUUCUCUUCAGGAGCUGGGGAGGCACUGAUAGACUCUACACCCCACGUAAGUAUUGGUACUACCCAUCUUGUUGCUCAGAGUUCAACAGAGGCACCUAAUAUGAUGGAAGGAUCUAAUCCCCCAGAUUACGCUGAUAUAACGUCAGCACUUUUGGCUUUUGAAAAGUUGUCUUCUCAGACACCAUCAUCCACGUUCACUGUCCACUUAGGCAGUGGAGCCUCUGAGCACACAGAGGGCCCCCAGCCAAGUGCUCUGCCCGGUGUAGAUGCCAGCACAUCUCAAACAUCCCCAGGAAAACUUGCAGAUAUUGAAGUGACUUUCAAACCAUCAAGUGAAGAGUAUUUACAUAUAACUGGGCCUCCAACCCUACCUCCUGACACAGAAUUAGAACCUACAGAAGAUGAAAGUAAAUCUAAGUUUUUAGAACAAAUGGAAGCCUCUCCCACAGAACUAACUGCUGAAGAAGGAACUGAGAUUCUCCAAGAUUCUCAAAAUAAAACCAAUGUUCAACUUUCUGCAGAAAUAAUCAAGGUAUUUCCUAGCAUGAGAACACCUGAGGCUGGAACUGUUGUCACAGCUGCUGGUGAAAUUAAGCUAGAGGGCGCUACACUGUGGCCACCAUCUACUUCUGCUUCUGCAACUUAUGGGGCUGAGGCAAGUGUGGUGCCUCAGCCCAGCCCACAGACUUCUGAGAGGCCCACUGUUCCUUCUUCUCUGGAAAUAAACCCUGAAACGCAAGCAGCUUUGAUCAGAGGGCAAGAUUCUACAGUAGCAGCAUCAGAACAGCAAGUAUCAGUGAGAAUUCUUGAUUCCAAUAAUCAGGCAACAGUACGCCCUGCAGAGUUAAGUACUGUACUUGAAACACCAUCACUUUACCUUCCGGAAACUUCUAAUGAAACCGGUUUCCUGAUUGGCAUGAAUGAAGAGUCAGUGGAAGGCACAGCAGUCUAUUUACCAGGACCUGAUCGCUGCAAAACAAACCCGUGCCUUAAUGGAGGCACCUGCUACUCUACUGAAGUUUCCUAUGUGUGCACCUGUGUGCCAGGGUACAGUGGCGACCAGUGUGAACUUGAUUUUGAUGAAUGUCACUCUAACCCCUGUCGCAAUGGAGCCACAUGUGUCGAUGGUUUUAAUACAUUCAGGUGCCUCUGUCUUCCCAGCUAUGUUGGUGCACUUUGCGAGCAAGACACCGAGACAUGUGACUAUGGUUGGCACAAAUUCCAAGGGCAGUGCUACAAGUACUUCGCCCACCGACGCACAUGGGAUGCAGCUGAAAGAGAGUGCCGUCUGCAGGGCGCCCAUCUCACAAGCAUUCUAUCUCAUGAAGAACAAAUGUUUGUGAAUCGUGUGGGACAUGAUUAUCAGUGGAUAGGCCUCAAUGACAAGAUGUUUGAGCAUGACUUCCGUUGGACAGAUGGCAGCACACUGCAAUAUGAGAACUGGAGGCCCAACCAGCCAGACAGCUUCUUUUCUGCUGGAGAAGAUUGUGUUGUCAUCAUUUGGCAUGAGAACGGCCAGUGGAAUGAUGUCCCCUGCAAUUACCAUCUCACUUAUACUUGCAAGAAAGGAACAGUUGCUUGCGGCCAGCCCCCUGUUGUAGAAAAUGCCAAGACCUUUGGAAAGAUGAAACCUCGUUAUGAAAUCAACUCCCUGAUUAGAUAUCACUGCAAAGAUGGUUUCAUUCAACGCCACCUUCCAACUAUUCGUUGCCUAGGAAAUGGAAGAUGGGCCAUGCCUAAAAUUACCUGCAUGAACCCAUCUACAUACCAAAGGACUUAUUCUAAGAAAUACUUUAAAAAUUCUUCAUCAUCAAAGGACAAUUCAAUAAAUACUUCAAAACAUGAUCACCGUUGGAGCCGGAGGUGGCAGGAAUCGAGGCGCUGAUCCCUAAAAUGGCGAACAUGUGUUUUCAUCAUUUCAGCCAAAGUCCUAACUUCCUGUGCCUUUCCUAUCACCUCGAGAAGUAUUAUCAGUCAGUCUGGAUUUUUGGACCACCGUCCAGUCAUUUUGGGUUGCUGUGCUCCCUAAACAUUUUAAAUGAAAGCAUUGGUAUUCAAAAAGAAAGCAAACAAAAUGAAAGAAAAUGAGGGCAGAGAGUAACCAUUUCCAGCCUAUCUGAUUUCUUUAGUUUUCUAUUUGCCUUCAGUGCAGACCAUUUUAUAAUGUAUACCAGCCUACUGUACUAUUUAAAAAGUUCAAUUUCAGCACCAAUGACAAUGUAAAUAAGAUGAUUUAAUGUUGAUUUUAAUCCUGUAUAUAAAAUAAAAAGUCACACUGAGUUUGGGCAUAUUUAAUGAUGAUUAUGGAGCCUCAGAGGUCUUUAAUCAUUGGUUCGGCUGCUUUUGGUAGUUUGUUUAGGCUGGAAAUGGUUUUACUUGCCCUUUGACUGUCAGCAAGACCGAAGACAGCUUUUCCUGGACAAUUAGCAAACACAAAGUCUUGUAGGUCACACUGCACUGUCUCGGUGUGGGUGCAGUUUGCUGCCAUGUGAUGCCGAAGCCUGGCUAAUGGGAUCCUGAUGGACCUCGGGACUGCAAUGUGGAACUCUUCUUUGCUGCAUUCCUUUUUCUCCACUUACAAGAAAGGCCUGAAUGGAGGACUUUUCUAUGACCAAGAGCAUUUUUUAGGGGUCAAAGUGCUAAUUAUUAACUCAACCAGGUCUACUUUUUAAUGGCUUUCGUAACACUAACUUGCAAGGUUUCAGAUCAACACAUUUCAAAUGGAUAGAGACCUAGGGCUCUGGAGGGUGGGGGAAUUGUUAAAACAACACAUUCAAAGAAAGAAAUUUUGUAUAUAUAACCAUUUUAACCUUUUAUAAAGUUUUGAAUGUUCAUGUAUGAAUGCUGCAGCUGUGAAGCAUACAUAAAUAAAUGAAGUAAGCCAUACUGAUUUAAUUUAUUGGAUGUUAUUUUCCCCCAAACCUGAAAAUUGACAUAGUACGCUAGUUAUUUUUUCAGUGUUAGCCUUUAUGCUUCCCUCACACAGUUUGGAACCAUAUAAUCUAGAUACUUUGUCCCUGAUUAAAUAAUGUGAUGGAUAGAAUGCAUCAGUGUUUAUUACGAAAAGAGUGGUGAAGUGUAGCUUUCAGUAGUAGAUGGUGUUUGCCCAUUCUAAGCAAAGAGCAUUUAUAUAGAAAUAAUGUAGGCAUUUCUGCCUGUUAGGUUGAGUGUAUGUCUUGAAAUGUCUUCCUAUCUCUUCCCAUUUGUUUUCUCCCCUUUAUUUGAAUAAGUGACUGCCGACAAUGAUUUUGAAUUAUUAUCCAC